AUGGAACGAGUGGUUUUUAAAAUUAUGAAUGAAAAUCGUAUUUAUGCUAAUGGAUGCUUCUUAAAUAUUAUUGCUUGGAAUAUUCCUUCUGAAGAACUAGAUGAAAUUAUAAAAAAAUAUCAUUUUGUUUUUUGGAAGGUUUAUAUGGACCUUUACGAAAAAUACAGGAAAGAGAAGAUUGAAGAUAAUAUAGAUACUGCUAUUGUAUGUGUUGUUGUGAAGAAAUAUGUGAAACCUCAUUUUAUUGAAAGCGUACAAUUCACAAAAUUGGAUGUUUCAGAUCUUAUGGGACGUGUUAUUCCUGUUUAUAUGAAUACAAAUGGUAAAUGGAAAGAUCUUAAUAUAGAAGAAGGCAAUAUGGUAGUUAUUGUUAAUCCUCAUAUUUAUAAGACGGAUGAAGAUUCUAAAAAUCAUGCUAUAGAUUUGCAGAAUUCAGACAAUGUUAUAAAUGUUGCUACUGUUGCUCAUGUGUAUAAAUGUGUAGGAAGAAAUUCAUUACCAGACAAAUGCCCUUAUUUAUUGCAUAUACCUAAUACAGGAUUUUAUUGUUCUCGUCAUCUUAGUUGUUUUAGUAGUAGAUUUAAUUUACAUCUAGAAAAGGAAAUGACAAAACAUGAAGAAAAUCGUUUAAAUAAUAAUUAUAAGACAACUCAUUAUUUGAAGCUUGGUGAUUUGAAGCUUGGUGAUUUGAAGCUUGAUGAUUUGAAGAAUGAUGAUUUGAAGAAUGGUGAUUUGAAGACUGAUGAUUUGAAGACUGAUGAUUUGAAGACUGAAGUUUUGAAGCUUGAUGAUUUGAACCUUGAUGAUUUGAACCUUGAUGAUUUGAAGAUUGAUGAUUUGAAGAUUGAUGAUUUGAAGAUUGAGUAUUUGAAGAUUGGGGAUUUGAACAUUGAUUAUAUGGACCGUGAUGAUUUGGACCUUGAUGAUUUGGACCUUGAUGAUUUGGACCUUGAUGAUAUCAAAGGGGAAGAUAAAAAAAGAGAUGAUAACCCAAGAGAUGAUAACCAAAAAGAUGGUAACCCAAGAGAUGGUAACCCAAGAGAUGGUAACCCAAGAGAUGGUAACCCAAGAGAUGGUAACCCAAGAGAUGGUAACCCAAGAGAUGAUAACCCAAGAGAUGAUAACCCAAGAGAUGGUAACCCAAGAGAUGGUAACCAAAGAGAUGGUAACCAAAGAGAUGGUAACACACAAGAAUGUUCAAAUUUUUUUCACAGACGAUUUUCAAAUUCCGAAAGAAAAGAUAACCUCAGUAAACAAAACAACUUUCAGAAUCAUAAUUGCAAUUAUAUAGAUGUUGAUGUAAAAUCUGAGUCUGAUUUAUUUAAUAAUUAUAAUUCUACAUGUACUAGUAGAAAAUUUGUUGAUUCAAAAUGUGAAGUUGAUAUUUUGUGUUCUUUACAUUCAUCCAAAGAGGAGUUAAAAGAAAGUAUACUACCAACAUCAAGUGAAACAAAUGUAGUACAAGAAACAUUCAAAAGAAUAAAUAAUGUAAGGAAUAAACCAAAUGAAACAGAUAGAGCACAAAAUAAGUCAAGUGGUAUAUGUAGACCAGAUAUAUCAUCCGACAGAAUUGAUGGAAUAUCUGAAUGUUUAGAUAUGAAAAAAAGCAUAGGAGAAUCAUCAUCAACAAAACGUAGAUUAUCACCAUCAUUAUUUAGAAAUAACGAAAAUAAUAAAUCGUCAGAUAAUGUAAAUGAAGUACGAAAACCAUCAAUUACAAGAAGUAGAAUCGAACAGAGUUUAGAUGCAAAUAAAGGAAUAGCACAGCCAAAGGAGAGAAAAAAUGAGGCAAAACAAACAUUAUAUGGAAACAAGGAAGCAAAACAAACAUUAUAUGGAAAUAAGGAAGCAAAACAAACAUUAUAUGGAAACAAGGAAGCAAAACAAACAUUAUAUGGAAACAAGGAAGCAAAACAAACAUUAUAUGGAAACAAGGAAGCAAAACAAACAUUAUAUGGAAACAAGGAAGCAAAACAAACACUAUAUGGAAACAAGGAAGCAAAACAAACAUUAUAUGGAAACAAGGAAGCAAAACAAACAUUAUAUGGAAACAAGGAAGCAAACCAAACACUAUAUGGAAACAAGGAAGCAAAACAAACACUAUAUGGAAACAAGGAAGCAAAACAAACAUUAUAUGGACAAAGAAAAUUAUCACACCCUUCAGAUAUAUACAAUAAACAAUUUCAAGAACGAAGUAGCAAAUCACAUGAAAUGGAACAAAAAAGAGGAACAGAAAAAUAUGACAAGGCAUGUUUUCGUGAUUCAUAUAUUAAAACAAAAACACCUUCAUCUCAUUUGACAUCUUACGAAAAUAGGAAAGGGUUAUACAAUACAUAUGUAAGAACAAAUGAAAACUAUGAAGGAACGAAUAAAUUUAUUAAUUCAAAUAUAUAUAGAGAAACAAAAACAAAAGAACAAAUUUAUCCAAAUAAUAAAGAAAAAAUCAAUAAAAAUAUUUUGGAUAAUCAAAAUAUAACAGUAGGUAAAAAACGUCCUUUUGGUGAUAUGUAUGAUAUUAAAAAUACAUGUGAACAAAAAAAUGCUUUUUUUUCUGAAUCUCAAAAAGUAUAUAGAACAAAUAAUAAUAUCUAUCAAAAUAAUGAUAAAUUAGUAAAACAUCCAUCUGGAAAAGAAAAUAAUAUAAAUCCUUACACAAAUAAUACACUAUUAGAAUGUUUCACAGAAAGAGAUAUAGAAGAACAUAUUAAAAUUCGUAACAAAUACUCUCAUACUCCAGUUGAAAAUGAACAUAUAUUAAAUAGAAGUAAAAAUGAACAAAAUAAUGAAAGAAAAAAAAUAAAGAAACCACUUCAUAUAAUAUUAAAUGAAAUUGAAAAGGCAGAACUUUAUGGUGUAAAUGAACUAUAUAAAAUUUCUAUAAAUAUGAACUCAAUUAUAAAAAAUUUUCAACAUUAUAUAGAGGAUUUAGAUUAUAAAAAAGUUAUGCAAAUGUGCAAUAGAUUGUCGAUGCACAACUUUAGUUAUAUAAGAGAUAUAGCUUCAAUACUUAUAAGAAAAAUGCAAGAAACAGUUGAUCAAAAAUAUACAGAAUUCAAAUUCUAUUCAAAUUAA
This is a messenger RNA of Plasmodium adleri (nom. inval.), 3072 nucleotides long. Its product is annotated as nucleoporin NUP116/NSP116,putative. Lineage: Eukaryota; Apicomplexa; Aconoidasida; Haemosporida; Plasmodiidae. The transcript has a single exon. The record is from RefSeq and is a predicted model, not a curated record. The coding region runs from base 1 to 3072 and encodes 1023 amino acids.